Molecule: messenger RNA, 4014 nt
Organism: Chroicocephalus ridibundus (black-headed gull)
Lineage: Eukaryota; Metazoa; Chordata; Aves; Charadriiformes; Laridae
Gene: SMURF1
Product: SMAD specific E3 ubiquitin protein ligase 1
Exons: 18
Coding region: 187-2400 (737 amino acids)
Biological process (GO): protein polyubiquitination; negative regulation of BMP signaling pathway; proteasome-mediated ubiquitin-dependent protein catabolic process
Cellular component (GO): cytoplasm
Molecular function (GO): protein binding; ubiquitin protein ligase activity
Source: RefSeq, a predicted model, not a curated record
GGCUGAGGCGAUCGCGGCGGAGGCCGGGGAAGGGGGGUGGGGGGUGGGUGGGAGGCUGAAGGCGACGAGAACAAGCGGGCGGGCCCGCAUGGGGGGGUUGCGUGAGGCCGCCGGUUGAUCUCGGCGUUGCUGCUGCCGCUGCUGCUGCUGCCGCCGCCACCACCGGCCCCCCCCCCCCCCGGCGCGAUGUCGAAUCCCGGUACCCGCCGGAACGGCUCCAGCAUCAAGAUCCGCCUCACAGUAUUAUGUGCCAAGAAUCUUGCAAAGAAAGAUUUCUUCAGACUUCCUGACCCAUUUGCAAAAAUAGUUGUUGAUGGAUCAGGUCAGUGCCAUUCAACUGACACUGUGAAGAACACAUUGGACCCCAAAUGGAACCAGCAUUACGAUCUAUAUGUUGGGAAGACAGAUUCCAUAACCAUCAGUGUAUGGAACCAUAAAAAAAUCCACAAGAAACAGGGAGCUGGCUUCCUGGGGUGCGUCCGACUCCUCUCCAAUGCCAUCAGCAGGCUAAAAGAUACUGGAUACCAGCGUUUGGAUCUAUGCAAACUAAAUCCCACAGAUACCGAUGCUGUACGAGGCCAAAUAGUGGUCAGUUUACAGACACGGGACAGAAUAGGUACAGGAGGUUCUGUAGUAGACUGUAGAGGGCUUUUGGAGAAUGAAGGUUUCCCCGUUUUCAGAACGGUUUAUGAAGACUCCGGACCGGGAAGGCCGCUGAGCUGUUUUAUGGAAGAACCGGCACCGUACACAGACACUACGGGGGCUGCUGGCGGAGGCAACUGUCGCUUCGUAGAGUCCCCCAGUCAGGAUCAGAGGCUUCAGGCACAGCGACUUCGGACUCCUGAAGUCAGAGGUCAUGUACAGACACCUCAGAACAGACCGCACGGUCACCAGUCGCCUGACCUACCAGAAGGCUACGAACAAAGAACAACGGUACAGGGACAGGUUUAUUUUUUGCACACACAGACUGGAGUUAGCACAUGGCAUGACCCUAGGAUACCAAGAGACCUUAACAGCGUGAAUUGUGAUGAACUAGGACCUUUGCCUCCAGGUUGGGAAGUUAGAAGUACAGUUUCGGGAAGAAUAUAUUUUGUAGAUCAUAACAACAGAACCACACAAUUCACAGAUCCACGACUACAUCACAUCAUGAACCAUCAAUGCCAGCUAAAAGAGCCCAGCCAGCAGCCCCUGCCAGCUCCAAAUGAGGGGUCACUCGAAGACGGGGAGGAGUUGCCUGCACAAAGAUAUGAAAGAGACUUGGUACAAAAGUUGAAAGUUCUUAGACAUGAGCUCUCUCUUCAGCAACCCCAGGCCGGUCACUGUCGCAUUGAGGUAUCCAGAGAGGAAAUAUUUGAGGAAUCCUACCGUCAGAUAAUGAAGAUGAGGCCAAAGGACUUGAAAAAGAGGCUUAUGGUGAAAUUCCGAGGAGAGGAAGGCCUGGAUUAUGGAGGAGUAGCAAGAGAAUGGUUGUAUUUAUUGUGCCAUGAAAUGUUGAAUCCCUAUUAUGGACUCUUCCAGUACUCCACAGAUAAUAUUUACAUGCUGCAAAUCAAUCCAGACUCUUCUAUCAAUCCUGACCAUUUGUCUUAUUUCCAUUUUGUUGGUCGGAUAAUGGGUUUGGCUGUGUUCCAUGGACACUAUAUCAACGGGGGUUUCACGGUUCCCUUUUACAAACAGCUUCUGGGGAAGCCCAUUCAGCUCUCCGAUCUGGAAUCUGUUGACCCAGAAUUACACAAAAGUUUAGUCUGGAUCUUAGAGAACGAUAUCACCCCAGUUCUGGACCAUACAUUUUGUGUGGAACACAAUGCUUUUGGGCGGAUUUUACAGCACGAACUCAAACCAAAUGGCAGGAAUAUUCCAGUGACAGAAGAGAACAAGAAAGAAUAUGUCAGGUUGUAUGUAAACUGGCGGUUUAUGAGAGGAAUAGAGGCACAGUUCCUGGCUCUGCAGAAAGGUUUUAAUGAACUUAUUCCUCAGCAUCUCCUUAAGCCUUUUGACCAGAAGGAACUUGAGCUAAUCAUAGGAGGCCUGGAUAAGAUAGACCUGAACGACUGGAAGUCAAACACGCGUCUAAAGCACUGCAUGGCAGACAGCAAUAUUGUGAAGUGGUUCUGGCAAGCGGUGGAAACAUUUGAUGAAGAAAGAAGGGCAAGGCUGCUGCAGUUCGUGACGGGUUCGACGCGUGUCCCGCUUCAAGGUUUCAAGGCUUUACAAGGUUCUACAGGCGCUGCAGGACCCAGACUGUUUACCAUCCAUUUAAUAGAUGCAAACACAGACAACCUUCCAAAAGCCCACACUUGCUUUAACCGGAUUGACAUUCCGCCUUAUGAGUCAUACGAGAAGCUUUAUGAGAAGCUGUUGACAGCUGUGGAAGAGACAUGUGGGUUUGCUGUGGAGUGAAAAAGCAACCAAAGGAAACAGAUGCUAGCUCAUGGACCACCAAAUCAAAAGCUAGAAGAGGCUUGCUGCGAACUUCCUGCUAAGCUGUCUGAAGCAUCCGAACUCUAGACAACUUAGAGAUGGGGCUGUUUCCCUUCCGCCGCUGGUGGAUGAGGGUGGGGGUAGGGGCUUUUGUUGGUGGUCUCCAACUCUAUUUUCUCCCCUUUGUUACAAUAACCCCUUCCCUCUUCUUCCAUCCCCCUCCCCAUAAAAUGAAAUACAGCCAAGUUCGGCAUUUGGCUUUGGUUACACGGGAUAUUCUGCUAGAUUUGUAACACAUAUUGUGAUAGGGUCAGUGACUUGUGGGUUUUUUUUUAAUAGGAGAAUCAAAGUGUAAUUAAGAAUGAGCUUAAUUUGCUGAGGACUUGCAGCUGGUAGGUGUACCUGGUUAGUUUGUCUUAAAUCAAGCUUGAGCCCUUGUAGAGUCCGGCAGGUGCAGAGUGUCUGACUGGCACCACAAUUUGCAUUGCACAUUUUAAAACACUUGUUUAAAAAGUCAACUUCUAGCAGAAAAUACCUCCAUAUGAACAUUUAACUGAAAGGUAAAGAAAUCCAAGUUCUGCCUUAGCAGGAAGCUCCCAGUGGAAGCUGUGGCUCACCUUGAGAAAAGUGAAGGAAUCUGGGACAGCUUAAAUGGUAUUGUGUGAUUUCUUUUUGGUUGUCCUGGCUGAAAUCUAAUUGCUUGCACACGAGAACAAUUAUUUCCUCCUGCAGAAUUACUUUCCAUAGUUCGUUCAGAUGUAAGUACCUCGCGGAGAAGCCUUGUAAGGAGGAGACAGAGGAUGAGAACCUCUUCAAUCCCAAAGCUGUGAUUUCUGUGCCACUGUUUUACCCGAGAUGUGUUUGUGUGACUUCAAAUUCUGAGACCCACAUGGAAAUCGCUGAAAGCCAAGUGAACAGAGCGGACUUCUGUUCGGCAGGUUUUGGCCUUGGGAAAGGUUUAUUUGGAGGUUGAGGUAAAAGGGUAACUAUACAGUGAGUACAUUUUAAAUGUUAUGAAAAGCUAUUGAAAGAAUUUAUGACUUCGGUUCUGUAGGGAUAAAAAUUUCUCCAGAGAGCCAUAUAAGGCUAUUUUUUCCAAUAUCUGAAACUAAUAUUAAAAGGUUUGCUCUCUAACACAUUGCUAAAACAGCUUCCCAGGGGAAACAAAAGCAAAUCAAAUACCUGAAUCACUAACAUUUUCUUCCAGUUUGCACACCAAGAUGAGACAGUAUUUUAACAAAUAACAUGGCUUCAGAAAGACCCAGUUGUCUGUCAAACGUGUCUAAACUUAAGUAAAGCAGACUUGCCUGUAUGGGAUUUUUUUUCUUUGGCAAGCCUGAUUUUUAGAGAUUCAUUUCUGAAACACUUAACAGAUGUUAUGCUUAUGGAAUAGUGCAUUGAAAUUCAGCUGUGGGUAAGAGAUCGUUCUUAGAAGAUGUCUACUGGAAUACUUCUAUUUUGUCUUUUUUUAAUUGACUUUGAUAAUAGCUUUAAACUGUGAUAGGACAGAAAGUAGACACUUGUCAAAACCCUGGCAUCUUUCUCUGUUUUGUUUUUUUUUGUGGGAUAUCUUUUUUUUUUUUUCCCUCCAUU